GCAACUUUCGCAGAAUCCACCUUAAAAUCUCUGCCUUAAACUGCACCAGCCCCCAAAAACUCCAAGGGGGGCAGGGGGGAGAGCUGAUCCCCUCCCCCUCCUCUCCAUCCCUCCCCUCCUCCCGUCGGGUUAGCGAGGCCCUGCUCACUGUAUCUCUGUAUUAAAUAUAUGUGUAUUAGAGACGAGCGAGGACAGGGGAGCCGCCUCCGCCCCCUCUUUUUAAAUUUUUUUUAUUUUUUUUGCAAGGAUCCCAAGAGCUAAGGUGGCUGCAGAGGGGAGAGCGGCGUGAGCCGAGUGGGGGAGGGCGGAGGAACCCCGGGAGAAGGCUCUCUCCAGCCCCCAAAGUUUUGAUGAUGACCAUGACUACGAUGGCUGACGGCUCGGAAGGCCAGGACGCGUCCAAAUCCGCCUUCAUGGAGUUCGGGCAGCAGCCGCCGCAGCAGCAGCAGCCGCCACCGCCGCCGCCGCCGCAGCCACAGCCGCACUCGCAGCAGAGCUCCCCGGCCAUGGCGGGCGCGCACUACCCGUUGCACUGCCUGCACUCGGCGGCGGCCGGCUCGCACCACCACCACCACCAGCACCACCACCACGGCUCGCCCUACGCGUCGGGCGGCGGCAACUCCUACAACCACCGCUCGCUCGCCGCCUACCCCUACGUGAGCCACUCGCAGCACAGCCCUUACCUCCAGUCCUACCACAACAGCAGCGCGGCCGCCCAGACGCGAGGGGACGACACAGAUCAACAGAAAACCACAGUGAUUGAAAACGGGGAAAUCAGGUUCAAUGGAAAAGGGAAAAAGAUUCGGAAGCCUCGGACCAUUUAUUCCAGCCUGCAGCUCCAGGCUUUAAACCAUCGCUUUCAGCAGACUCAGUACCUGGCCCUUCCCGAGAGAGCUGAACUGGCAGCUUCCUUAGGACUGACACAAACACAGGUGAAGAUAUGGUUUCAAAACAAACGCUCUAAGUUUAAGAAACUGCUGAAGCAGGGCAGUAACCCCCACGAGAGCGACCCUCUCCCUGGCUCAGCGGCCCUGUCACCACGCUCGCCGGCGCUGCCUCCGGUGUGGGACGUUUCUGCCUCUGCCAAGGGCGUCAGUAUGCCCCCCAACAGCUACAUGCCGGGCUAUUCGCAUUGGUACUCCUCUCCACACCAGGACACGAUGCAGAGACCACAGAUGAUGUGAGUUGUCUGAGGGCAAUCGAUACCCUAGGGAAACGUCUGGACAAGGCAAGGAAGAUCCGGGAUCUGCUCGCAUCUGCCAAACCCUGCCAACGGAGCAGGCUCGGGGAACUCUCAUGCGUGGCCAGACCGUUUGGGCGCUUGCUGGCUCUCUCUCGCUCUCCCUCUCUUGUCUCACUCGUCCCUUCCUUUUCUUUCCACCUUGCUUCCUCACAACCUUUCUUUUUUCCUGUCCUCUCCUCAUUUGCCUUUUCCCUUGAGCAGCCUCAGUAUUUGAUCUUGCAUCUUAGGGAGAGAGAAAAAAAGAGAGAGAGAAACUGGUUUCUAUGCCAGUGCUCCUGAAACCCCUCACUGUAAGGAUAUUUUUCCCUUAUCCUUUGGGAUCCAGGCUCUGAGCCUCUUCUUCUUUUUGGGAGUAUCCAUCAAAAUGACUUUUUAAACAAAGAUAUUUUUCCCCCACCAGAAGAAUAUGUGCAAACAUGGCAGCAUUUUUACUUGUUUAAUGAGCUUAAGACAUUACAUGAUGGAAGAGAAGAAUGUCGGAACUCCUGCGUUUUUAUUUACCAAUCUCAGACUGACAGAAAAAGAGAAAUAAAAACCCCUCAUCUAACAGCCCUUCUCUAAAGAAAAAGGAAGAAUCGGCUGUAAGAUUAGAACCUUGCUACAAAGGGAACGCUGCAUGUUUUAUCAAAAUGCAAUGAGCAAGAACGACGAUUUAAAAAAACAAAACAAAACCACUCUUUCCCCCACUGCACCCCCAAACCCUGAAGUGGAAAUCAGGAAAGACAGAGGAAACAACCAAAAUCAUCAUUCUAUUGCUUUGAUACCUUUACUAGGUGAAUUGGUGGCAUUCACUAAGCUAAUAGGGACGUUUAUAACAAGAAACAUUUCUGUAUAUAUUGUUGAAUUUUAGUUGUACAUAUACUUUGUAUGUUUUUGUCUUCUUUCAUAUAUGGAGUAAAAGCCACA
Manis javanica (Malayan pangolin) is the source of this 2149-nucleotide messenger RNA. RefSeq names its product distal-less homeobox 6 (gene DLX6). Gene Ontology annotation, molecular function: DNA-binding transcription factor activity, RNA polymerase II-specific; RNA polymerase II cis-regulatory region sequence-specific DNA binding. Lineage: Eukaryota; Metazoa; Chordata; Mammalia; Pholidota; Manidae. The record is from RefSeq and is a predicted model, not a curated record. Gene Ontology annotation, biological process: embryo development; regulation of transcription by RNA polymerase II; cell differentiation.